UAACGGUACAUUAACCCCUCGUGGGCCUCAAGAUGCUAUGCUGAGAGCAAACAAAAUAUCAGAAUACACAUUUUCAUCCAUGAGGAUGAAAAUCAAGGAAUGGAGUGAAGUGAAAAGAUGCUUACAGUUGAUAUAAAAAGUCUACACACCCCUGUUCAAAUGCCAGGUUUUUCUGAUGUCAAAAAAUCACUUGAAUUUCAUUGAUCUUUUCUUAAACCUCUUCUUCUGAUCAUAUUGAAUAUACUGUAUUUGAUUUCAUUAGAGCAGUAAUUAUAACAGUUAAUUAUUAAGUAUAAAAGACAACAACAUUAAAAGGAGUUACACCAAAAAAAAAAAUCUAUAUUUCUACCUUCAGUACAGCAUCGAUUACAUUACACAGAAGCACUAAUUGAGUUACAAGAAGACAUUCACCUGUUUUUCUCGACGCUUGCCUCCACGCGUGUCCUGCCCGAGGCUCUGUUCUGCUCUCUACACACUCGGGACCAUUUCCUCAUCAUCACAUCUUUGCCCUGGUGAUAUCUUCUCAAAAAAAUAACAAAUGGAUAGCCUAUGCACGUAAAUAAUAAGAAACAAUGUGUAUUCUUUUUUCCUUCUAGAACAACAGUAAUGAUGUAUUUAAUUUGAACAUGGGUGUGUAGACUUUUGUUAUAUGCACUGUAAACUAGUCUUGUGUAUCUUAUGUGACAUUGCUACUUCUCCCUUUUCGAACUGGAUGAAACCAGAGAAGACUUGAACGGUACCAAAUUUACAGGUUCAAGGACACACCGUUAAAAGCCCCCAACGUUCAUGUGGCCUGCAGCCAGUUUCAUGUUGACAGUGUUACCUAUCGGGCUCAUUUCAGGGCUUAAACCGCAGAUCCCCUGCUCAUUAGUGGGCGACCACAGGCCGGUGGCCAUGGCGACGGUGAACGCGAUACUGAAGGUGGUCAGCUUGUUUGUGGCCGAGCUCAUAAGCUCCGUCACGGACUGGUUCCAGACCUCGCCGACAUGGGCUGACUUGCAGGUGCUGGAGGACACAGAGCUGAGGACCACUGGAGGUGUGCAUGAGAGACACCGGGCCAGAAAUCUGUGGGAGAAGAGCGGCGCGGUGGUCAUGGUGGUCCGCCGGCCAGGAUGAUUGCUGUGCAGAGAGGAGGCUGCAGAGCUGUCCUCUCUCAAGUCCCAGCUGCAGGACCUGGAGGUGCCUCUCUUUGCUGUGGUCAAAGAGAAUCUUGGCAAGGAGCUGGACUGUUUCAAGAAGUACUUCACCGGGAAAGUUUACGUGGAUCAGAUGAGAAAUUUCUAUGGGCCUCAAGAGCGCUGGAUGUUUCUUUCCAUGUUCCUGCGUAUUGGAGUGUGGAGGAACCUGUGGAGGGCCUACCGCAGGGGCUUCAGAGGAAACCUAAGAGGAGAAGGACUGGUCCUGGGGGGAGUCUUUGUCAUUGGGCCUGGAGAUCAGGGAAUUCUGCUGGAGCAUCGUGAGAAGGAGUUUGGGGAUAAAGUCAACAUGCUCGCUGUCCUCAGAACCACCCGCAAAAUGCGAGAUGACAUGAAACGCUAGACCUGACCCUAUCGGGGUUUACGCGCAAGGUGGAUCACCAUGUCUGAUGAUGUCAUUAUGAGAUGUGUCAAAACGGCAACUUUGACAGUUUGCUGCCUCGUUGUUUCUGGUUUGCUGUUGUGGCCUUUAAUGAUGAUCUGACUCCAAACUCUUCUGAGGGAACAGCUCUGAUGUUUGUAAACAACCACACAGCCCGCCUGAAACUAUGAGGAAGAUCAAACCAUUGAAGUCUUAGCUCUUAAACACUUGAUUAAAAAAUAAAUGGGUCAGUGACUAAUA
Messenger RNA from Syngnathus acus (greater pipefish), 1818 nucleotides. Its product is annotated as peroxiredoxin-like 2A. The transcript is spliced from 8 exons. NCBI's taxonomy places the organism in Eukaryota, Metazoa, Chordata, Actinopteri, Syngnathiformes, Syngnathidae. The record is from RefSeq and is a predicted model, not a curated record.